Molecule: messenger RNA, 1333 nt
Organism: Aedes aegypti (yellow fever mosquito)
Lineage: Eukaryota; Metazoa; Arthropoda; Insecta; Diptera; Culicidae
Gene: Uch-L5
Product: ubiquitin carboxyl-terminal hydrolase isozyme L5
Exons: 2
Coding region: 251-1231 (326 amino acids)
Biological process (GO): protein deubiquitination; ubiquitin-dependent protein catabolic process
Cellular component (GO): cytoplasm
Molecular function (GO): cysteine-type deubiquitinase activity
Source: RefSeq, a predicted model, not a curated record
ACAUUGGAAAAUGCAACGCAGUUCUGUCAAAAAAUUAGCGACUCAGCGCGGCCCCGUUUACUUUGCGAGUAGCAUUCAUUGUUCGUUUAUUUUACUGAGCUAAAUAAGUAUAUAAAUAAUUAAGUAAGUUUGAUUUCAAGAAACUAUUUCAAGUUGCAGACAAGUAUCUCCAUCAAUUGGCCGGAAGCUGAUUGGAUGAAAGUGGUUUUAUCGGUUUGAGUUGUCGCCCUUGUUUGAAAAUUGAAUCGCGAUGGCUGAUAGCGCUGGAGAAUGGUGUCUGAUUGAAAGCGAUCCGGGAGUUUUUACCGAACUGAUUCGGGGAUUCGGCGUCGAAGGAGUUCAGGUCGAAGAACUGUGGAGUCUUGACGCAGAGCACUUCAAAAACCUUGAACCCGUCCAUGGUUUGAUUUUCCUGUUCAAAUGGGUCAAGGACGACGAGCCUGCGGGAUCAAUUGUACAGGACAGCCGUCUGGAGAAGAUCUUCUUUGCCAAACAGGUGAUCAACAAUGCCUGUGCAACUCAAGCUAUUCUGAGCAUUUUGCUCAAUGCAAAGCAUUCGGAUAUUCAGCUGGGGUCGACUUUGUCCGAUUUCAAGGACUUUUGCGUUUCGUUCGAUGCUUACAACAAAGGUCUGGCCAUGAGCAAUGCUUCCCAGAUCCGGACGGUACAUAAUUCGUUUGCUAGACAGACCCUAUUUGAGCUGGAUAACAAGCAGGCCAACAAAGACGAAGAUGUGUUCCAUUUCGUGGGUUAUGUCCCGAUCGAGGGUCGUUUGUACGAAUUGGACGGAUUGAAGGAGGGUCCAAUCGAUUUGGGGGCUGUUGGCGCAGGGGAAGACUGGCUGAAUGUGGUCCGGCCCAUAAUCGAAAAACGCAUCCAGAAGUACAGCGAAGGCGAGAUCCAUUUCAACUUGAUGGCGUUGGUUUCCGAUCGGCAGAUGAUUUACCAGAGAAAGAUUGACCAACUUCUGCAUGCCAGCGGCGAAGAAGAAAUGGAAACCGAUACCAAGCAGAACGAGAUCACCAGACUGCGGAUGUUGAUUGAGGAUGAGGUAGCCAAACGCAAGCGGUACAAGGUGGAAAACAUCCGCCGAAAGCACAACUAUUUGCCACUGAUUGUGGAGCUGUUGAAAAUUUUGGCCCAAAACGGUCAGCUGAUGCCGCUGUACGAAAAGGCCAAACAGCGGGCAGCGGAACGGGAAACGCAGGGGAAAGCGGGAGUGCAAAAGUAGGGGGAAAUAAUUAUUGAGAGCUAAUGUUCGUUUCAAUUCGAUUGACGAACCGAUAGGCUAGAGGCAUUUGGAUUUGAAUAAAGAUGUAUUCUGAACACGGAA